AUGUCUGUUCUGGAACUCAGGUUCCAGAAAACCGAUAUCCUGGUGGUAUUGAGCAAUGUCGUACCCACCCUAUCAGGGCUAUGGCCAGCCCCUCAGCAAGGCUAUAACCAACCGCCAGGCCAGUACUAUCAGCCUCCUCCUCAAGGCCAAGGCCACUACGGUCAACCCCCUCCCAACCAAUAUCCUCCCCAGAACCAGCAAUAUGGCGGUUACGCACCUCCCCGCCCCAGCAAGGCCAUGGAUACCAUCAACAGCAGCCCCCUCCCCACGGGCAAUACGGCCACCCGCCUGCCCCUUAUGGUGCCCCCCGCACUCCCCGCAGCCCUACGGCGCCCCCUCCCGGACAGUAUGGCGCGCCCUCCCGGCCAAUACGGUGCGCCACCUCCCGGCCAAUACGCUCCUCCUCCUGGCCAGUACGGCGCUCCCCUCCAGGGCAAUACGGCGCACCUCCGGCAAGCAAUCAGUAUCCCCCAUGGAGCUCAGUUUCCUCCAACCCCUGCCAGCCCGGGCUACGGCCCUCCUCAAAUCAUCAACUGGGACGCCACAGCCGACGCGCAAACCUGUCGAGCCGCGAUGAAGGGAUUUGGUACGGACGAGAAGCUCCUCAUACGGGCAAUCGCCUCUAAAGACCCCCACCAAAUUGAAGCUUUGAAGGCUAGUUUCCAACGGCAGUUCAACCGCGAUCUCGUGCGGGAUAUCGAGAAGGAAACGAGCGGGAACCUGGAGUACGGUCUUAUGGCAGUAGCACGAGGCCCCCUUCUCAACGACGUGCACACCCUCCGGGACGCCCUGAAGGGCAUGGGCACCAAUGAAGCUCUUCUCAAUGAUGUGCUACUCUCCCGGUCCAAUGCCGAUAUCCAGGCCAUCAAAUCUACGUACUCAAAAACGUUUGCCCGUCGCUUAGAAGAUGAUGUCAAGAGUGACUUGAGCGGCAAGACGGAGCGACACUUUUUAAUGGUCCUUGCUGCUACGAGAGCGGAGGAUGCUGCACCCGUCGUACCGCAGCAGAUCGACCAGGAUGUUCUCGAGAUCUACAAGGCUACUGAGGGUCGCAUGGGGACAGACGAGCUACUUAUAUUGAUCAAGAGUGAAUUCUCGGGCCAUAUGGAAGAUGCUCUACUCUACCAGCUCCGCCAAGCGAACGACAAGUAUAUGCAUGCCGCGACACUCCUAGAGGCUACCAUGGCUGGUGCUGGAACGAGAGAUAAGCUUCUCGCCUCCCGCGUUGUCCGUUACCACUGGGACAGCAACGCACUCAACAACAUUCGUGGCGCAUACUCGCAACGCUUCGGCAAAGACCUGGCAAGGCGUAUCAAGGGCGAAACGAGCGGCGAUUUCGAAAGGUUCCUGCUGUCUUGCAUUGGAGAGUCUAUCUAA
Molecule: messenger RNA, 1377 nt
Organism: Parascedosporium putredinis
Lineage: Eukaryota; Fungi; Ascomycota; Sordariomycetes; Microascales; Microascaceae
Source: the annotation of a GenBank genome assembly